UAGAGAGAAAAAAAAACUAAGAAAAUAUGAGAAACGGUGGUCAACCGCAACAGACGGCAGUAAUGGCGCCACCGCAUUUGAACGGUUCGGCACAAUUUAUAUCGGGCGGUUACGUGAAUUAUCUUCCACGACAGUCUUGGGGCCAAUUUCAACCCUCCCAACAACAACAGCAUCAACAACAACAACAGCAACAUUUAAGAAACGGUGGUAGACCAUUGUCCCACCCACCACCACCCCCACCACCCUCGAGAAGAGAGAGUCAAAGAGCUUGCGGUAAUAAUAAUGGCCCUGCCAAUACGAAGAACUCGUCUAAUCCCCAUUCCAGGGGUGGAACGCAUCGCAGUACAACCCCCUCGAAGGUGGACCCCGAGUUGAUAUUCACGAAACAAGAACGCAUUGGUAAGGGUAGUUUCGGUGAGGUUUUCAAAGGUAUCGACAAUAGGACCCAACAAGUUGUUGCCAUUAAAAUCAUUGAUCUCGAGGAAGCUGAGGAUGAGAUCGAGGAUAUUCAACAAGAAAUUAUGGUACUGUCGCAAUGCGACAGUCCAUACGUCACCAAAUAUUAUGGGUCCUACCUUAAGGGUACCAAAUUAUGGAUUAUCAUGGAAUACUUGGGUGGCGGUUCGGCUUUGGACUUGAUGAAGGCCGGCAGCUUCGAAGAAAUGCACAUUGCGGUAAUAUUACGCGAAGUGCUCAAGGGAUUGGAUUAUCUUCACAGUGAACGUAAACUUCAUCGUGAUAUAAAAGCUGCAAACGUUUUGCUCAGCGAAAUGGGUGACGUCAAAUUGGCGGAUUUUGGUGUUGCUGGCCAACUUACUAAUACCACGAGCAAACGUAAUACCUUCGUUGGUACUCCUUUUUGGAUGGCACCGGAAGUUAUUAAGCAAUCUGCUUACGAUUCUAAAGCUGACAUUUGGUCCCUCGGCAUUACGGCGAUCGAACUGGCAAAAGGUGAACCUCCCAACAGCGAAUUACAUCCUAUGAGGGUCCUUUUCCUUAUACCGAAGAACAAUCCACCUCAACUAACUGGAAAUUACACGAAACAAUUCAAAGAGUUCGUCGAGGCGUGCUUAAAUAAGGAUCCCGAAAACAGGCCGACGGCGAAGGAGCUGUUAAAGUUUCAGUUUAUAAGGAAGGCGAAGAAGAACUCGUACUUGAUCGACCUGAUUGACAGGUACAAGAAGUGGAAGUCACAACGCAGCGAGGAGUCCGAAACGGAAAGCGAGAAUUCAGACUCGGAAGAAUCCAAGCAAGAUAGCGACAUGGAUGAGCCAUGGAUAAUGACAGUGAAGGGUCCACACGGAGUUAAAGGGUCCGUAGUACCUAUGUUACCAUUGGAUGAACAGCCUACCUCGUUGACCGUAACUCAUACACCGAAUCAUAGGUCUUCGAAUCAUAAUCAACAAACUAAACCACACGCGAAUGGUGCUUCGCGAUCACCACCUAAGGAAUCUAUCUUGAAUCAUUACAGAAGUGAUUCUAGAGAUUCCCUACGUGAUGGACAAAGCAAGCACACGACACCGUUGAGACCACACGAAGCUGCACCACCACCACCAAUUGACACCCGAGAGAAAAGAGACGAACGAGAUUACCGUGAUUCCAGUAGAGAAUCAACUUUGAGAGAGCCAAAAGAAUUGCGGGAUAGCAGGGAAAGGGAUAGGGAUGGAAGAGACAGAGAAAGGGACAGGGAAGGUAGAGAAAGAGGGGAUGCUGCUACGAGAGAUAAAAGAAACAGUAAACCGGAUGUACCAGUUGUACCAAUGGUCGACCAUAGAUCUGGUGAAGAAAAACAACGACCAAGGAGUUCGCAAGAACUUAAACACCCACGAAGUGCUGCCCUUUCCACCGUUGUCUUACCCCUCUUAUCAGAGAUCAAGCUUCAACGAAAGCACCAGUAUUCCGCGCGAGACAAUAACGGCGAAGGUGGAAGUGGCGUUGGAAAAAAUGGUGGUGCGAUAGAAGAAUUACGUGGUGCCUUUGAAAUGGCUGAACGUACGUCCCCAGGAAUGACCGAAGCUCUUAUCAGGGAACUUCUUAAAUCAUUGCUUCCGGCCAAUCACUCGGAGGGUCGUCUUUCUAUGCUAAUGGAAAAAGUUAUUUUGAG
Polistes canadensis is the source of this 2104-nucleotide messenger RNA. It is a transcript of the gene GckIII, whose product is annotated as serine/threonine-protein kinase 25-like. Gene Ontology annotation, biological process: protein phosphorylation. The record is from RefSeq and is a predicted model, not a curated record. Lineage: Eukaryota; Metazoa; Arthropoda; Insecta; Hymenoptera; Vespidae. Gene Ontology annotation, molecular function: protein kinase activity; ATP binding.